This is a messenger RNA of Salpingoeca rosetta, 1306 nucleotides long. RefSeq lists its product as uncharacterized. The coding region runs from base 36 to 1277 and encodes 413 amino acids. The transcript has a single exon. Lineage: Eukaryota; Choanoflagellata; Craspedida; Salpingoecidae. The record is from RefSeq and is a predicted model, not a curated record.
ACGCUCUUCCUCGCCCCAAAAGUUGCACGAACAAAAUGGCUGCCAUGACCUCUGCUCGGAUGCUGGUGGCCCUAGGCAGCACAGCUGUGCUGCUGAUGGUGGCGGUUGAUGGUGCGGCUGUGAUGCGGGAGGAUGACUGGGGGAACCUGCACAUCAACACGACGGACAGCAGUGGCACCACACGCGUGCUGCUCAAUGGCCUCGACGUCCUGGGCCACUUGGACAUGCUGCGGCAGGAGGUGGAGCGAUCGCGGCGCGUGGCGCAGUGCAUUUUGACGCAGGAGAAAGACGCACUUGGGGUUGACGUGACGACGCUGCGUGGUUUUGGUGAUGCAGUCGGAAAGUGGCAGGAAACGGUGCUUGGCCCCGACGGCAAAGUGUAUGGUGUGCCAUACGACGAGACGGUUGUCCUUGUCAUCGACCCCGUCACGAACGCCGUCGACACCACCACCAUGGGCAGCUUCAGCCCGGCGAGUGGCAAGUGGACGGGCUCUGCGGUAGCACCCAACGGCAAGAUCUACUGCGUGCCAGAGCAGUCACCCGUGGUGCUCAUCAUCGACCCUACGACAAACACCACGGACAUCACGUCCAUCGUUGGGUUUGGUGAUGGUGGUGACAAGUGGGAGCAGGCGGUGCUCGCACCCAACGGCAAGAUCUACGCUGUGCCUGACCUGGCUGAUGCUAUCCUGAUCAUCGACCCGGAGACCAACAGCGCCGACACCUCGUCCAUCCCCGUGCCCUCUGGCGACAACAAGUACCUUGGCGCUGCGCUCGCGGACAACGGCAAGAUCUAUGCCAUUCCCGGCACGCGGACAAAUGUGCUGAUCAUCGACCCCGUCACGAACGCCGCGGACGGCACCACCAUCAUGGGCCUGCCGGAUGGCAACCGCAAGUGGUUUGGUGCUGUCCUUGGAGGCAACGGCAAGAUCUACGGCGUCCCUGACGAGUUCAACGCUGUACUUGUCGUUGACCCCGUGUCCAACACUGCUGACAUCACGACGCUCAUGGUGACGGACUACGACGUGUCUGGCAUCACCAAGUGGCUGUCUGGCGUGCUGUCUGCAGAUGGUCGCAUUUUCGGCAUCCCCUUCAGCGCUGACGCCGUGCUUGUGGUCGACCCAGCCAAGAACACCACCCACACCGUCGUGCUUGACAUGGUUGCUGCAGGUGCAGACCAUGAUUGGCUUGGCGGCGUCCUCGCCCCCACCGGACAGAUUUACUCUGUCCCCUUUGACAAUGAUGCUACUCUCAUCAUCGAUCCACUCUGUGUCGUGUGAUUGUGUGUGUGUGUGUGUGUGUGUGUGUG